AUGCAGACUGCUUCUACCAACACUUGUGAAAAACUGUGCAAUAAGUCCAUCCGUGAAAUUUCCUUGCUACUAAAUAUUCCACGGACAACUGUUAGUGGUAUUAUAACAAAGUGGAAGCAACUGGGAACAACAGCAACUCAGCCACAAAGUGGUAGGUCAUGUAAAAUGACAGAUCGGGGUCGGUACUUGCUGAAGCGCACAGUGCGCAGAAGUCACCAACUGUCUGCAGAGUCAAUAGCUAAAAACCUCCAAACUUCGUGUGGCCUUCAGAUUAACACAACAACAGUGCGUAGAGAGCUUCAUGGAAUGGGUUUCCAUGGCUGAGCAGCUGAUCCAAGCCUUAUAUCACCAAGUGCAAUGCAAAGCGUCAGAUGCAGUGGUCUAAAGCACGCCACCACUGGACUCUUG
This is a messenger RNA of Staurois parvus, 408 nucleotides long. The record is from the annotation of a GenBank genome assembly. NCBI's taxonomy places the organism in Eukaryota, Metazoa, Chordata, Amphibia, Anura, Ranidae.